AGACCUCGGCCGGUUCACCCACCACUUUGUACUUUCCAGACUUCAACAUAACUUGCUGCUGUAACAUCAACUUCUGCUUCACUGUUGCCAUUCUGAUCUUCUAGAUUCCAAUAAAUUGAUCGUCUCGAUUGCUAUUACUUGAAUACAAGCUUUUGACAUCCAAUAACAGCUUUCAUCACAUUCAACCCAUCAAGCAAGCGCGCCUCGCGUUCCCACAUCUUGAUCUUCAAACAUUACAUUUGAACUUGCCAUCAAGAAUAGCAAUGGCUACCCAUUCUCGACGUGCCUAUAGGGCAACAGCCUUUGACGAACGCCAUCCCUUCUCUCCUGCAACGUCUGCAGCUAGCCGCGAGACGCUUACCGAGAGUGAGAUCGACUUCACCGGGUCGCUGACUGAGAGCAUCAACCACGCCAUCGAGACUGGCGAUUGGACUGGCGUCGCCGCCUCGGCCGAAUACACAACGCCUUCACGCGCACGCGCGAUCUCAGAUCCUACAGUUGGUUCGGAGCACCUUCAGCCCAUGAGAAACUUGGCCGGUGCUGCUUUCGCCAGACAUUUUCGCGACUCGUCACAACUACCAACACCAGCUUCAUCACGAAGCGACUCUUCGGAGUUUCAGUUCCCAACACGUGACUAUUAUCAACCAUCUGGAGCAACCAACAACGCUCGCGAGCCUUCUGUAUCAUCCAAGCAGUCAUCGAAGCCCGCAUCUGUUAACACAAAUUCGACUACCGGCUCCAGGCCAAAGCGAGUAGUCAACAUCACCACCGCGAGUCUCUCUAGCUCACGCCCAGUAUCACGGGAUGCCCAGAGCACUUCAUCACGUGACGUCGCCUCAAGGUCUUUUUCCCGCGAUGCUCACAGCUCUACUGUUCACGACGCCAGCUCGAGGCCUGUUUCCCGCGAUGUUCACCCCUCCACAGCUCGCGAAAUCAUUUCAAGGAGGCCUGCUUGCCACGAUGCGCCCAGCUCCACGGCUCGCGACGCCUCAUCAAGGCCCGCUUCGCGCGAUUCCACAAACUAUUCACACAAUGUCACCGCAAGACCCAGUUCACGAGAUAUUAUCAACUCCUCUUUGCGCGAUGCCACAUAUAGGCCGCCUUCGAGAGACACUACUAGCUCUUCAUCAUCACGUAAUACCACCUCGAGGCCGAAUUCGCGAGACGCACCUAGCUCCACAUCGCAGGAUGCCGCAUCAAGGCCGAUUUCACGAGACCAUUCGGAUCCUACAUCUCGAAGCACUUCGGGAUCACUAUCUACACCUCCUAGUUCUCUUGGGUUCGGCGUCAUUGGAGCCGAGAACACAGCCCAUAACAAUCAUAUCCAAAACCUUAUGCUAGGUGGACUCCAACUUAACGACCACAAACCAAAAGAUAUUCGCUCGAUACGAAAUACACCCCUAUAUCAAGAUAGGAAGCUGCCCAAGGAGGAGAGGCAGAUCAUGGAUCUGUUGGAGCAGCUACGCAACGAAGUUCACAUGCUCAAAGACCACAACAACAUGCUCCGCGAACAGAAUAGCCUGCUUGAACAGGGAAAUAUGCGGCUGCAGGCAACAAACGAUACUAAGGAUAAUCAGGUUGCCGAUCUCAAAAAACAGAAUCUCGCGCUCGGCGAGCGCAACAGCUUGUUGCAGAAAGAAAAUAUGGAGCUACAGGCACACGCAGACAGAGCUAAUGACCACGUGGCCGAGCUAAACGCCGAGAACAAGAAGCUCGUCACUGAUUGUAACAACGCCAACGACCGCGCUGAUACCCUAGCCAACCAGGUCAAGAGACUUCAAGUUGCUCUUGGUGAGACGACCACGCAGCUACAGUCAAUGUACGAAUCGCAGCAGCAAGAUGCAGGACUCAGAGUUGAGGUCGAGCAACUGCGCAAGCAGGUUACCAUGGAGAAAGAAGUUCGCAUUUUUACCGAAAAGAGUCAGAAGCAGGAUGCAGGGCUCAAGGUGGAGGUGGAGCAACUGCGCAAACAGCUGGCGGAAGAGAAAGAAGCUCGAGUGGCGACCGAGAAGGAUCACGAGUUUAUUAUUCAAGAUUACGAGCGUGUUCAGAAGGAUCACAGGGAGGUGUUCACCCUAUUUAGGGGCUUUAAGGAAGAUCACGCCCACCUGGAGAAGGAAAACGAGAAGCUGCGACGCGAGAACAAGGAUCUCCAGGAAGAAGUACUCAAGCUGAAGAAUCAGUCGCGACAAGAGGAGAAGAAACGGGCCAGGAAGACUCAGGUCACCUACACCCGGUGGUACGAUGAUAAGACGGGAACGACCGGUACGAUCGCAUAAACACGGAGUUUGGGAAUUAGCAUGGCGUGGCAUGUAUAGCAUUAUUAAUUUUUGUCUUUGGCUUGUUUCUUUGUUUGUUUUCUUGGGAGCAUUGCUCGGCGCAUUUGGGUUACAAGGGAAAGGCGUUUUGCUUGGGUCAAAAAAUUUCCUGAUGGCGGUUUGUUUGUGAUAAAAAAAAGCUGCUUGUGUUUGGUUGUUUUGGGUGUUUUUGAUUGGUUUUACCUUCUCAUUCGUGUUCAUACUUUCUGUUUUUGAUUGGUUUUUUUUUUUUUUUGUUCUGUUUUUUUGUUUUCUACAAAAGAAGUUUCCUCUUGUUUGUCUUUUUUUCGUUGGGAAUUGGGUUUUACACCAAGGGUUCUAUACCAAAGGAGUUGGGUUGAUACCAAAAAGUGGUAACAUUGAUAUAAAAAUGCCA
This is a messenger RNA of Pyricularia oryzae 70-15, 2694 nucleotides long. RefSeq lists its product as uncharacterized. The record is from RefSeq and is a predicted model, not a curated record. The transcript has a single exon. NCBI's taxonomy places the organism in Eukaryota, Fungi, Ascomycota, Sordariomycetes, Magnaporthales, Pyriculariaceae. The coding region runs from base 264 to 2279 and encodes 671 amino acids.